AGUCCAGUCCAUACCAAAGGAAUGUUGAUUUGCUCAUUACUGAAAGGCAGGAUGCAAGCACCUAUACAUGGUAAUUAUUUCAUUGUUGCGGCAGCUUCACUUCAAGUUCAAGUUCAAGGACAAGUUAUUGGAAUUCCAAUCAACUCAGCAGCAUACGCCUUUGGGAGCUCGCCAAAGAGACUUCUGCCUGAUCCUGCUAUUCAAUAUCCUGAAACUGGGCCUUCAAAACUGAGACCAACUGGUAGAGUUAACUCAGUGCUGAAGAGAAUGAACAAGCUUGGGAAGAAGGCAGACAGUUUCGCACAUGGAGUCAAAGAGCAUGUGAGACUGGGGCCCAAGAUCACAGAGACAGUGAAGGGGAAGUUGAGCCUGGGGGCUAAAAUUAUUCAAGUAGGUGGGUUGGAGAAGGUGUUCAAAAAUGUAUUUAGUGUUAGAGCUGGAGAGAAGCUGUUGAAGGCUUCUCAGUGUUAUUUAUCAACCACAGCAGGUCCUAUAGCAGGCCUCCUCUUCAUCUCCACAGACAAGAUAGCCUUUUGCAGUGAGAGAUCAAUCAAACUCUCAUCACCAAAUGGAGAACUGAUUAGAGUCCACUACAAGGUUGUGAUCCCAGUGAAUAAGAUAAAGAGAGUAAACCAAAGUGAGAAUGUGAAGAAGCCAUCACAGAAGUACAUAGAAAUAGUUACUGUGGAUAAUUUUGACUUCUGGUUUAUGGGUUUCUUGAACUACCAGAAAACUUUGAAAUAUCUCGAGGAGGCAAUUUCUCAAGCUUAGAGAAAAUGCAAUUGAUGUGUGCUAAAAAGCAGAGUCAUUUGUUUCCCUCUGCUUCAUCAGAUAUUGUAAUUAUCAUGCAAAGCUAGAUAAAAGAGAGCAAGCUCAAUACCAUUACGGACAAUGUAUAAAAAAAUUUCUUUUCUUUUAAUGAGAAAAUACUAUUUUCUU
Molecule: messenger RNA, 939 nt
Organism: Prunus avium (sweet cherry)
Lineage: Eukaryota; Viridiplantae; Streptophyta; Magnoliopsida; Rosales; Rosaceae
Product: GEM-like protein 4
Source: RefSeq, a predicted model, not a curated record